AUGGCUCGCUCAAGACGGCAGAGCCGCGGACGCCUGGCUGCCGCCUCCAGAGUUGCUAUUAGGCGCGAAAAGAAUGUCCAACGACGUCGGGCCGAUGCAGCCGUUGCUGCCUAUCAAUUGGCCGGUUUGGUGCACAAGAAGCAGCAACCCUUGAGUGCACUCAAAGAGCUCUUGGAUACCAGUUCUCCGCCCUUUGAUACAUCCGCUUUUUGCAUGAAGCUGUUCCCUGAGAAUCCUAGCCAUAAAGGCCGGCGCCCGCCCCCCUCGCUCUUCUGCACAGCAUUCGGUGCCACGCCAGCUGAAUUUCAUGCCGCGCGUACGCGGGCCGCAACUCAACCCAGUGGCGAGAUCAAUGGUCGCGUGCUCUGCACUCAAGAAGAGCGAGCUUUGGUUGCCGAGUACCUGCAGUCCUUGAACACUAUGACUCAGACGCAUGCCCGCAAUGAAGCUCUCAUAUUAAUUGAUAAGCUACUCUCUUUGCGGGGGCAGCUCGGCAUGGGCGAAACCCAGUCUUUGCCGACUUCAACGCCUUGUCCCCUCAAUCAUCGCGAGCGAUUGUUUCGGCAGCGUCUCGCAGACGCUCAAGCUGGUCGACUCCCAUUCGAAGCCGUCUUGUCCGAGCGAUGGUUUAACGAACUCGAGGCGGAGUUUCGCCUUCGUGCAGAUGACGACGAGGCUCAAGCGGAACAACAUAUCCCUGUCGUUACAAAGAGCCAGUGUGCUGCGCAUUUUCGUGACCUUGAUGCGGCGCUCAACUACCUCGGCUUUCUGCACAAAACCGGGCCUGAAGCAGGCACCAUCAUUCAUGAAAAGAUGCGAUAUGUAUGGUCAAUGGAUGAGCUGCCCAACUUAAGAAUUGGUCCAAACAAUGUUCACGCACCUGUGGGUUCGACGCAAGGUCCGGACGGGCAUGCCGUGCCUGAACAGACCGCUUCAUCCACCUUGAACGCGCUCUUUGCUAUUUCCAUGGCGGGGACGCUUGCCCCUCCCAUGGUCCUCUAUCCUCAAAGUGACCUUUCAGACGCAACUGCAGCAGCCCCUGUUAACGUCUAUGAGCCCCUCCUGGACGACAUAUAUCAGCAUUUCAUGCACGUGGCUAAUAAGACUGGCAAAUUUUCACGCUCGCUGCUGGUGGCAUUCUGUCGCCUCUUGCGCGCUUUCAUCGGGGAUUCAAAUCCCGUCCUUCUGCUCGUCGAUGGCCACCGCAUUCGCGUCUCUGCUCCACUUGUGGCCUACCUUCGAUCCAUCAACAUCCACCUCUUUUUUAUCCCCCCUCACACAUCCAAAUACCUAUUACCGAACGACCAGUGGCGUCACCAGAUCAGGUUUGCCCAAAUUGUGAUCCGCGUGAACCUUCAGCGCCUUUUGCAGACCCACUCAUUGACCACGGACGAUGAGAUCUUUGCGCUCUGCGCUGGCAUCCAUGCACAAAGCGCAUUUCCUAACCUUGUAAAGACAGCUUUUCGCAACGCCGGCAUCACGUUGGAGUCUCGGAGCGUCAAGCACAUGCUCAACAUGCCGCGUUCUGCCACAGCGUCCUCCUCACCAAGCAUUAUUCCUCUUCAGCCCGAUCAUCCAAUCACCCAGGCCAACGUCUCUCCUGCACAGCAGCUGACCUCAAGCGCGGUGGCUUCACGUACGAAGCGUGCUCUGAUCACUCACGAAAACAAAGACCUGAUGCGGGCUUUAGACAUUGCAAAGAUCGACCUUAAAAGCCUCCGUGACGCCUGUCGUCGCCUUGGCGUUCGUGUUUGGGGGAGCAAAGAUGAGUUGAUUGAUCGCCUGCGACAGGCUGUGGGUCUUCGCGGAUGGAAAGAGGCUCCAAGUGCCACCGCUUCGGUGGCUGUUCAAGUCCAAACUCGCUCUUGUCAUCGGAUGGCUGUCCUGCUGAAAGUCAAGCGGCUGGCUCUUCGAGAGUUCAAGGGCUGCAUCCACCGUUGUCCACCGGAGAUGAUGAGCCCUUACAGAAUUGCACAAGUGCAGGUUUCUUGA
Monosiga brevicollis MX1 is the source of this 1992-nucleotide messenger RNA. RefSeq lists its product as uncharacterized. The record is from RefSeq and is a predicted model, not a curated record. Bases 1 to 1992 code for a protein of 663 amino acids. The transcript has 4 exons. Lineage: Eukaryota; Choanoflagellata; Craspedida; Salpingoecidae.